AUGGGCGAGGCUAGUCGAAGCCGGCGUAUUAUUUGGGUGGAUUGUGAAAUGACAGGUCUGGAUGUUAGCAGUAAAGUAAUCGUCGAAAUUGCCUGUGUUGUUACUGAAGCUGAUUUGACGAUUGUCGAGGAGGGGCUUAAUUUGAUCAUAUCGCAAUCGAAGGAUGUUCUCGAAGGAAUGGAUAACUGGUGCAAAGCAACAUUCACAUCCAAUGGCCUUCUGCAGGAAAUACGGUCUAGUAAAAUAACUAUACAACAAGCUGAGAAUGAGGUAUUAGCAUAUGCCCGACGUCAUACUGAUUCCGGUAUGUGCCCUCUUGGUGGUAACUCUGUAGGUUCUGAUCGAAUUUUUCUACAAAAAUAUAUGCCCACAUUUGAAAAGCAUUUCCAUUAUCGAAACAUCGAUGUAUCCAGUAUAAAAGAGUUGGUAAAACGAUGGUACCCAGACAUAUAUGCAAGGAAGCCGCGAAAAGAAAAUAUCCAUCGAGCGCUUCGUGAUAUUUAUGAGAGUAUUCAAGAACUGAAUUGGUACAAGAAGAAUAUUUUUAUCCCACAGAUAUAA
Cercopithifilaria johnstoni is the source of this 561-nucleotide messenger RNA. NCBI's taxonomy places the organism in Eukaryota, Metazoa, Nematoda, Chromadorea, Rhabditida, Onchocercidae. The record is from the annotation of a GenBank genome assembly.